AUGCUAGAGGAGGAUGAAUUACGUGAUGCUGCAUUACUAGUGUUUGCCAACAAACAAGAUAUGGUUGGCGCGAUGUCCUCCGCUGAAGUUUCAGAUGCUCUAGGCUUAGGAACGUUAAAAAAUCGACAAUGGAGCAUUUACAAAACAAGUGCGGUAAAAGGGGAUGGUCUAACGGAGGGUCUAGAUUGGCUGGUAAACAUUAUUCAGGGCAGUAAACAAUGA
Messenger RNA from Acaulospora colombiana, 222 nucleotides. The record is from the annotation of a GenBank genome assembly. NCBI's taxonomy places the organism in Eukaryota, Fungi, Glomeromycota, Glomeromycetes, Diversisporales, Acaulosporaceae.